This is a messenger RNA of Penicillium brevicompactum, 1437 nucleotides long. Its product is annotated as DUF895 domain membrane protein. The transcript has 5 exons. Lineage: Eukaryota; Fungi; Ascomycota; Eurotiomycetes; Eurotiales; Aspergillaceae. The record is from RefSeq and is a predicted model, not a curated record. Bases 1 to 1437 code for a protein of 478 amino acids.
AUGGACCACAAAUCACCAGUCGCAUCGGCUGAGCCCGUCCCUCGACCCGCAGGAUGGAUGUACAAGGCGGGCUCCAUCGGCAAGUUCUCUACCAGCUGGUAUGCCUCUCCGCGCAUCCAACUCGGCAUGGUCGCCUUCGUUUGCUUCCUCUGCCCAGGCAUGUUUAAUGCCCUGAGUGGUCUAGGUGGCGGAGGUAAAUCUGACCCCAGCUUGGCGGACAAAAUGAACAUCGCACUGUACAGUACCUUCGCAGUCGUGGGUUUCUUCGCCGGCACCAUCGUCAACCGUCUCGGCUCCAUUAGUCUCUUGGUUUCGGAGCAUAAGUAUGUCCCCGGUUUCAACAUCUUCGCCGGCGCCUUCCUGGGUGUUUGCGCCGGUCUCCUCUGGGCCGCCCAGGGCACCAUUAUGAUGUCCUAUCCUUCCGAACACCAAAAGGGCCGCUACUUCGCUUGGUUCUGGGCCAUUUUCAACAUUGGUGCUUGCAUCGGCAGUUUGAUCCCGCUCGGCCAAAACAUUAAUGUCAAAGAGAACAAGACCGUCGGCGAUGGAACUUACAUCGCCUUUAUUGUCCUUAUGUUCUCCGGCGCUUGUCUGGCGCUCUUCCUUUGCGAUGCGGAUAAGAUCGUGCGCCCUGAUGGAUCGCGUGUCAUUCUGCGAAAGCACCCGAGCUGGAAGACUGAGAUUGUAGGACUUUGGGAAACCAUUCGCUCCGAGCCCUGGAUUAUUCUUCUUUUCCCCAUGUUCUGGUCUUCCAAUUGGUUCUAUACAUAUCAGCAAAACGCCAUUAAUGGCGCUUACUUCAACACACGCACUAAGGCACUCAACGGUUUCUUGUAUUGGUUCGCGCAGAUCGUCGCGGCUGUCAUCAUUGGUCCGCUUCUUGAUUUGGAGAAGGUGAGGCGGUCUGUGAGGGCCAAGGCUGCGCUGGUCAUUCUCUUCAUUUUAACCGUUGUCAUCUGGGGCUCUGGGUAUGCUUGGCAGAAGAAGUAUACUCGUGAUGACGUGAAUCCUAAGAUUCACCCUGAGUUCAAGGGCUGGGAUUGGGAGACUAAGGGAUACGUUGGGCCUAUGUUCUUGUACUUUUUCUACGGGAUGUACGACGCUAUCUGGCAAGGUGUUGUCUACUGGAUCAUGGGCGCUCUCGGUAACUCAGGCCGCAAGCUGGCUAAUCUUGCAGGCUUCUACAAGGGUCUGCAGUCAGCCGGCGCAGCCGUGAUGUGGUCUCUCGACGAUCACAAGCUGCCCUACAUGAACGAAUACGCCUCAAACUUCGGUCUCCUAUGUGGCUCCAUUCUCGUCGCUGUCCCCGUCGUCUUCUACAAGAUCAAGGACUCUGUCCCUGUCGAAGAAGAGCUCGCUGGUACCGGCGAGACUCUUGAAGACGUUCUUCCACCCGGUGCUGUUGAAUCCAGGCGCACCGGCGAUGAGAAGAUCUAA